ACCUCUGUGGAAUACUCUGGAAAUGGUUUUCUAACCGUAGCUGUAUUCCUCCGCGACGGGGCGCGGAAAAGAGUUCCUCGCCGGGGCUCCCUACCGCCCCUCGCCAUGGCGCUAAGAGGUCCCGGUCCUGCUGUCCUCCGAGUGUCAUGGCGAAGGGCGGCGGGCAGCCGCGCCUGGCGACCGCAGAGCGGCAGCAUGAAGCCGAGCAAUCAUUGCACGCCCGCCCUCGCCAUGGCCGCCGCUAAACGGCAACGCCGGUGCCUCCCAUACACCAUCGAUCUGUGGCUCGCCGACCAAGACCCCUUUAAGGCGGAAGGAUACAAUGUGCCGUGAGCAUCCCCCCCUCGUUCCGUGCCUAUAAAAGGCGGCCGGUGGGGUCUGGAGCUCUUUCGCCGGUCCCUCACACCCGAGACGAUGCCCGAGAAAGUGCAGCACGAGGAGGAGGAUGCGGAGACCUUCGCCUUCCAGGCGGAGAUCGCCCAGCUCAUGUCGCUUAUUAUCAACACCUUCUAUUCCAAUAAAGAGAUCUUCCUGCGGGAGCUCAUCUCCAACGCCUCCGACGCCCUGGAUAAGAUCCGCUAUGAGAGCCUGACCGACCCCUCCAAGCUGGAUAGUGGGAAAGACCUGAAAAUUGACAUCAUCCCCAACCUCCGGGACCGCACACUGACCCUGGUGGACACUGGCAUUGGGAUGACAAAAGCUGACCUCAUCAACAACCUGGGCACCAUUGCCAAAUCUGGGACCAAAGCCUUCAUGGAAGCCCUGCAGGCUGGCGCAGACAUCUCCAUGAUCGGGCAGUUCGGUGUGGGUUUCUAUUCUGCCUAUCUAGUGGCUGAGAAGGUGGUUGUCAUUACCAAGCACAAUGAUGAUGAGCAGUAUGCUUGGGAGUCAUCAGCUGGGGGCUCAUUCACUGUCCGAACUGACCACGGUGAGCCCAUUGGACGUGGCACCAAAGUGAUCCUGUACUUGAAGGAGGACCAGACUGAGUACUUGGAGGAGCGUCGUGUGAAAGAGGUGGUGAAGAAGCACUCCCAGUUCAUUGGCUACCCCAUCACGCUCUAUCUGGAGAAAGAACGUGAGAAAGAGAUCAGUGAUGAUGAAGCAGAGGAGGAGAAGGAUGAGAAGGAGGAAGAGUCAGUGUCCAGAGAUGAAGAGAAACCCAAAAUUGAGGAUGUGGGCUCUGAUGAGGAGGAGGAGGAGGGGGACAAAGGCAAGAAGAAAAAGACCAAGAAAAUCAAGGAGAAAUAUAUUGACCAGGAGGAGCUGAACAAGACCAAACCAAUUUGGACCCGCAACCCUGAUGACAUCACCCAGGAGGAGUAUGGCGAGUUCUACAAGAGCCUCACCAAUGACUGGGAGGACCAUUUGGCUGUCAAGCACUUCUCUGUGGAAGGGCAGCUGGAGUUCAGGGCCCUGCUUUUCAUCCCACGUCGUGCCCCUUUUGACCUCUUUGAGAACAAGAAGAAGAAGAAUAACAUUAAGCUCUAUGUGAGGCGGGUCUUCAUCAUGGACAGCUGUGACGAGCUCAUCCCUGAAUACCUAAACUUCAUCCGGGGCGUUGUGGACUCGGAGGACCUUCCUCUGAACAUUUCUCGUGAGAUGCUCCAGCAGAGCAAGAUCCUCAAAGUGAUCCGCAAAAACAUUGUGAAGAAAUGCUUGGAGCUCUUUUCUGAGCUGGCAGAAGACAAAGAGAACUACAAGAAAUUUUAUGAAGCUUUUUCCAAGAAUCUGAAGUUGGGCAUCCAUGAGGACUCCACCAACCGAAAGCGCCUUUCGGAGCUGCUGCGGUACCACACAUCCCAGUCAGGCGAGGAGGUGACUUCGCUUUCUGAGUACGUGUCGCGUAUGAAGGAGAACCAGAAGAGUAUCUACUACAUCACAGGGGAGAGUAAGGAGCAGGUUGCUAACUCAGCCUUUGUGGAGCGUGUGCGGAAGCGUGGCUUUGAGGUGGUAUACAUGACAGAGCCCAUCGAUGAGUAUUGUGUGCAGCAGCUCAAAGAGUUUGAUGGCAAGACCCUGGUAUCAGUCACCAAAGAGGGGCUGGAGCUACCUGAGGACGAGGAAGAGAAAAAAAAGAUGGAGGAGAGCAAGGCCAAGUUUGAGAACCUCUGCAAACUUAUGAAGGAAAUUCUGGACAAGAAGGUGGAGAAGGUCACAGUCUCAAACCGGUUGGUCUCAUCUCCCUGCUGCAUUGUCACCAGCACCUAUGGCUGGACAGCCAACAUGGAGCGCAUCAUGAAGGCCCAGGCACUGCGGGACAACUCUACCAUGGGCUAUAUGAUGGCCAAGAAGCACCUGGAGAUCAACCCUGACCACCCAAUUGUAGAAACCCUUCGCCAGAAGGCUGAUGCUGAUAAGAAUGACAAAGCUGUUAAAGAUCUGGUGGUGCUACUCUUUGAGACUGCUCUGCUGUCCUCUGGUUUCUCCCUGGAAGAUCCCCAGACCCACUCCAACCGCAUCUACAGGAUGAUCAAACUCGGGCUUGGCAUAGAUGAAGAUGAGAUGGCUGCAGAGGAGCCCAGUGCAGCUGUCUCUGAGGAAAUCCCCCCUCUGGAGGGAGAUGAAGAUACCUCCCGCAUGGAAGAAGUAGACUAAAGCAGGAAGGUUCUUCCUUCACCUGCCAGACCUCUAUUCCAUCAUGUUUGCUUAGAAGAUGGUCUGCUCCCACCAGCUGCUACUGACUUCUUGGUGGUGUCUGUUCUUUUGGCUGUGUUUGAUUGGGGUUGUUUUUGGCAGGGUGCAGGAGGGCAUGAUUCUCUGUUAAUAGUGAUUCAGGUAGCCUGAGGCCUGUCUGUUCUGUGUCUUUCUGCUUGUGUAGGAACAGCUGAUGGGGAGUAUAGGUGUGAGGAGGCAUCAGGCUUUCCUCUCUCCCCUUCAUGGAGUGUCUCAUGUUACCAGUAGGCAUCAAACCCUGUCCUUAUUCCAUUGGGGUGGGAGAGCCCUUCCUGCAAACUGCUGCCUCCCUGAAGCCCCAGGAUAGCAUAAUGUAUUUUGGUUGGAUUUUGUUUGAUUAUUUUUCUGGGUUUUUGUUCUACUGGAAUUAAAGAAUUGAUGAUUUACA
Haemorhous mexicanus (house finch) is the source of this 3061-nucleotide messenger RNA. It is a transcript of the gene HSP90AB1, whose product is annotated as heat shock protein 90 alpha family class B member 1. Gene Ontology annotation, biological process: cellular response to heat; protein stabilization; protein folding. Gene Ontology annotation, molecular function: ATP binding; disordered domain specific binding; ATP hydrolysis activity. The record is from RefSeq and is a predicted model, not a curated record. The coding region runs from base 415 to 2595 and encodes 726 amino acids. Lineage: Eukaryota; Metazoa; Chordata; Aves; Passeriformes; Fringillidae. The transcript is spliced from 12 exons. Gene Ontology annotation, cellular component: plasma membrane; perinuclear region of cytoplasm; cytosol.